Caenorhabditis angaria is the source of this 1469-nucleotide messenger RNA. The record is from the annotation of a GenBank genome assembly. Lineage: Eukaryota; Metazoa; Nematoda; Chromadorea; Rhabditida; Rhabditidae.
AUGGCCAUUUUUAGCGAUUCUAAAAAUCGACACAUGAUGUUGCUUCAAGCUCAUUAUAUUUAUGCAAAUUUCACAUUUUUUGUUUCAAUGAUCUCCAAUUCCACACUUCUUGUGUUGCUCAUGUUACAUCCAAAUAAGAAAAUCGGGAAUUAUCGAUAUUUGAUGUGCUCAUUUUCAGUGCUCGGAUUAUUUUUCUCAACUAUUGAUUUGUUGAAUAAACCGGUGGGUUUUUCAAAGUUCACACCGUGAUAUAUCAAGAUCAUAAACAUUUUUUUUGGUUGAUUAAAUUUGGGCUCGGUGAAAAUUUGAUUAACUUGCAUACUUAUUUUAGAACAAGUUCAGGUUGGGAAAAUUGAGGUUUAGAACAGCUCAAAAAAAGAUAUGGCCCAAAUCAAAUCCUAAUCCUGCACUGUGUAUUCAAGAAUCCAGACUUUCAAACAAGCCAAAGAUUACUUCGUGUUGAAAUCAGUACAAUAAAAAUUGUCUAAUACAAAAAACAAAAGUGCCACUCAAAAAUAACUUCCAAAAAUUUCCAGAUGGUUCACAUAACCGGUGGCACCUACAUCAUCUUCAGUCUCAACGCCUUAGGCCUUCCCAGAAACUAUGCUGAAUACCUAAACGCUCUAAACUGCAGUUGCUACGCGAUGACAGUUAGUCUACUAGCAAUCCAUUUUAUCUACCGAUAUUUGGCGGUUUGCAAGUGAGGAUCAAAAUUCUGAAAUUCACACUAAAACAAUUUUUCUCAGACCUCAUCGGAUCAACCUAUUCAGUUUUCCCUACGCCAUGAUCUGGCUGGUUUUUUGCUUCGCAUUAUCAUUCGAAUGGUGGGCGACUGCUGUAUUUUUCGCUGCCGAGACUGCAGAGAUCAAUGCGACUAUUGAGAAAUCCAUGCGAGACGACUACAAUAUCACUUUGGAGCAAUUUGUGUACGCAGGAAAUAAGUAUUAUGUGAGUUGGCAUAACGAAAAUAUGUAUUUCUAAAAAAAAAUUCUCAGAGAACCGACGCCUACACCGGUGUCAAAACACUAUCCUGGCCCGAUGUUUUAUACGCAUUAAACGUGGUGAAAAUGAUCUCAAUCUGCUUUAGCAUCGUAUUUUUCUGCGGUAUCACAACAUUUCGCAAAAUGCGAACACUAAACUACACCUCCAAACGGACCAAUGAUCUACAAAAGCAACUUUUCUACGCACUAAUAGUUCAAACCCUCAUCCCAAUGUUGACAAUGUUCCUCCCGGCUGGAGUUCUACUGUUCAGCCCGUUAUUCGAAGUCACUUUGGGAUAUGUGGAGGGUCUGAUCUUAACAGUCAUCACAACUUAUCCCUGCCUGGAUCCGAUUGUUGUUAUUUAUUUUGUCAAGGACUAUCGAAAUACCGUGGUGUAUACAUUAUUGUGUGAUCGGAAGAAAUUGGCGCAGAGAAGGGUGGCUUUUCGAACGACUACUGCGAUUUCGACAAUGAACUCAACUAUUUAA